Molecule: messenger RNA, 3776 nt
Organism: Osmia bicornis bicornis
Lineage: Eukaryota; Metazoa; Arthropoda; Insecta; Hymenoptera; Megachilidae
Exons: 7
Coding region: 595-3429 (944 amino acids)
Molecular function (GO): protein binding
Source: RefSeq, a predicted model, not a curated record
GGGAAUCAGUGCGAAUUUAUGGAAAAUGGGGGAAAACGUUCGAUGUUCAGUGGUGGCAUGGGCACGAACGUCGAAAUUCAGUGUUAUAUUUCGAUUGGGAAGCAACAGAAGUGAGACGGCGCCAUGUUAAAUAGUGGGGGUCGCGAAAGAAGAAGCGAGAAGCGUGAGCGGGACGAACAGAGAGCACGACAUGACGAACACCCGGCAAGCAGCGAGGUGCAGGCAGUCUGCGCACGGACAUCGAUCGAAGCUCACGUACCAUCCACUCCCUGAAAUUUCCCGGUGUUUUCCUUUCGAUUCAUUCACGUAUCGCGAACGAAAUUUAAACGCCUCGCGACGCAACACUCUUGUGAAUCGUGCCUCGGUGUAGUGACACUUGUGCCUUGCGAAAACAAAGACUGAUAUAAUCACCCUUCCAAUUCGUCCUGGUCUCUGCAACCAUCCUGGACUAUGGUUCGCGGUUAAUUUCUUCACGUUCGUCAUUGAUAGAAUGUAAUCGAGCCAGUAGAUCUACUAAGGAUGCUAUAAGCUGUUGGGUUUUCCUCAAAAUCGAAAUCGAAAUCGAAAUCGAAAUCGAAAUCGAAUCAAAAGAGGAUGUUCAAGCGUCUGUCAAAAUCGCGCCGCCACAGCGCGGACGACGUGGCCCUUUCGUUGUCCAGCCCGACGACCCUGGACGAGCCACCCGGGACGUCUACGUCGCGGGACAACUGUCCAAGCAUCGCUUCUGCCGCCCUGCUGAGGGUUUCGAGGACGAAGUACAGCAGAAGGAGUUGCGGGGACACGAGUGCCGUACAGGCUUUGCUGUCCAGCAAGCAGGAGCAGGAGCAGGACGUGGUCGAGGCCGAUUAUCAAAUGGUCACGGCCGUGCCCGCGUUCAUCGUCGAACACGAGCCCGAGAAACAGCGAGGCUCGAGCUUCGGGGUAUGGGGUCGCAGGAUGAGCAAGAAGAUAGACUCGUUCCGGCGGGCUGGUUCCCGCGAAACGAUCUGCUCCAUUUCCGAGAAACCCGACAGCACGAACAACAACAACAAUAACUGUACCGCGAGUAACAACAACAUAGCUCAGAAACAAGAUAAAACACUGCCAGAUUUCAAGCUAGACUCUAAGUCAGAAAAGAGAAUACCGGGAACCUUUCAUAGAUCACCAUCACCCUUCAAGUCCUUCUUCAUCCGCAUGGGGUCUACCGGGAUGCUGAAUUCCGCGAGAAGUAACAGGCGUUCGCAAAACAUCGACGACAGACUGAAGACGAACGAGAAAGAGAAUCUCUUUAGAAGCUGCAGCACCAGCCAACUGAACACCAGUCCAACCUACGUGAAGGGAGACGACCCUUCAGAAGGGAUAGACCUGCAGAUCUCUAGUCGCAAGGAUAAGACAGUGUCCUGUGACAAUUUGGCCGGACGUCAAAACGACGACAUGUUCGACGAGCAUAACGACCCUGCUUCCUUGUAUCCCUUGGGAAGUCCUUCCAUGACCAGCUUUAGCCCCUGCGAUUUCGAUCAAUCCCGGACCGAAUCGGCGAUGAGAAAGAGCAGUAGCUGCGAUUUCAAGGAGGCCAAGAAGUCCAGCUUCCCCUACGCCUUCUUGCGAUCCAAACUGUCCGUCCUGCCCGAAGAACGUCACAGCACGUUCGCAUCGAAAGACGAAAGACUGUUCAAGACUGCCUCCGAAGAGCACUUCCCAACGCUGAAGGUGGAGGAUGCGUACACCGGCACCACGACGUUGGGACGUCGGCGUGCCAGGAACGGGAACCUGACCAGAGCAAGUUCCAGCAAGUGUCAGGAGGCGUCGGGCUCGAAGUCCAGUCGGAAUUCGUACGCGGAAUUCCGGAGGAGUUCGAGCAGAUGCGAGGACAGGUACAGCCUGAACUCUAGCCAUCUGGAGAGGAUCGAGGACAACUUCCAGCAGGAGGACGCCGGUUGCUACGGCUCCUACGAUAGCAGUCCGAUGUCCAGGCAGCAGGACAACACCAGUCAGGACAGAGUGGACUUUGCUGGAAGAAUGAACGAUCCCAGAUUUUCGGAAACGUCCUCGUUGAACGUUGACAUCGAUAUGGUGGCCACCUUGAGAAACCACAGAAGGAAUUCCGCACCCAGCGGCGAACAGAGGCUCUCCUCUCACUAUGUCAGCUCCAACGAGUCCGGGUACGACAGUGACGGACCAAGAGGAGAGUCCGCAGCCGCCUCUGAGAACGAAGGUUUAAGUUUGAAGUGUACGGACAGCUCGGACACCAGCAGCGUGGUGGACUCGGAGCUGGAGAAACCCAUCAGGAGCUCCACUCCCAGCGAGUGCCAUGAACAGGAGAACGAUACCAGGACAAGGAAGAAUUCCGAGGAUAGCCGAGCUGGGAGUUCAGAGCUAAACGACGGAAUUGAUGGUCUCAGGUGGCACCAGAGCAACUCUGGGAGGAUGCUACCCAGCAUCCAUCAAACCUACGACGACGUAGCUAUGAAUUCCCAGUUUCCUGUCUGUGGAAAUGGGUUACAAAGUCCUCACAAAACCCUGGACAUCUCCCCGCAUCGAAUGAGACUGCAGCAGGACAAGAGCAGGUUCCUCAGCGACAUCAUCCAGCCCCCGAAGAGGGUCAGGAGGUGUCGAUUGGUGCAGCUUCACAAGAGGGACCCCAAGGAGAGCCUGGGUAUCCGGUUGGCCCAACAACGCUUGGGGGAACUGAGAUAUAUUGUCGUGCAGCUAGAGAGCGAUGGAAUAGCGCAUAGAGACGGCAGGCUGAGGCUAGGCGACGAGAUCGUGGAGGUUGAGGGAAAGGAGCUGAAGACACUGGAAAGCCUUGAAGAGGUUCAGGAGUUCCUGAGGUCUUUCACGGGUAACAAGAUACAUUUGAUGACCGCCUAUGAGGAGACGGUGCCCCAGGUGUACGUCAGUCCACCCACGUUACCCGGAGAGUACGAGUACCUGGAGAAUGCGAAGAAUCUUUCCAAUCUCUCACUGAUCGACGGCGAAACGAAACAAGUAUUGGAACAGUCCACUGCUAAGAGCAGCAAUGAUGGAAACCAGUCGACGAAGAGGCCAGACUUUCUGCCACUUUCCUGUUUGUCCAAGGAACGAAAAGGCACCGAAAGUAAUCUGGAGUCAUCGACGGAGCCGCAACACUACUUGACGAGGCACAUUGCCAAAUUCGAGAAGGGUUACGGAAAGCCGAGCCUGGGGUUCAGCGUCGUAGGGGGCAGAGACAGCCCUCGGGGCGAGAUGGGGAUCUUCGUCAGGAGGGUUUUCCCUGGGGGUCAGGCUGACGUCUCCAAGUCACUAUUUCAAGGUGACGAAAUUCUAAGCUUGAACGGAAAAGUGUUGCGUGGUCACACCCAUCAGGAAGUAAUUGAAUUAUUUAAAGCUGUAAGAGAGGGUCCUGUUGAGUUGGAAAUUACAAGGAGACACAGGUAUCCAAAAAAUCCGCAAAAAUCCGCGCCAUGCUGAAAGGGAGGCGUCGUGGACGAAUCUGCCCACCGGAAGUGCUCUUUCGAAUCAAUUCUAAGCGUACGUUUCGCUGCCAACGAAGUUUUAGGAUUCUAGUCUAUAUCAGAACGAAUCUUCGAUCUUUCAUGAUGUUUGUUUCAAUUAAUUUAUUUAACGCGGUGUCGCGGUUGCAUAGUGAAUAAGUUUAUUAUCAAAUGUUUAUUAUUAUUGACACUAUAUUGAUUAUUAUAUAUAUUAUUAUUAUUACUAUAAGAUUUUAUACAGAUACGUUAUAGCAGCGUGAAAUUCACUGUAUGCGAUUUCUUUUUUUAUUAUUAUAGAGGACAAUAAAAAGGUCGUAAUUUUAA